Sinocyclocheilus anshuiensis is the source of this 2638-nucleotide messenger RNA. RefSeq names its product protein tyrosine phosphatase domain-containing protein 1-like. The record is from RefSeq and is a predicted model, not a curated record. NCBI's taxonomy places the organism in Eukaryota, Metazoa, Chordata, Actinopteri, Cypriniformes, Cyprinidae. Bases 151 to 2331 code for a protein of 726 amino acids. The transcript has 10 exons. Gene Ontology annotation, molecular function: protein tyrosine phosphatase activity. Gene Ontology annotation, biological process: protein dephosphorylation; cilium assembly.
ACAAUGUAACAUCCCCUUGAGCAGCGAAACUGAUACAAAUGCACGCGACAACUGUCUGUUGUUGUCCAUGCUUUUACAUUUCACCAUGACCCCAAUGGAAACAAUGGUCUUUAGCUAACAAAAACCGGAUACAGGGACCAAGUGUCUGCCAUGGCAGCAGGCGUCAGUUUGUUGAGUGACCUGCCCUACUCCACCGGCAGUUCAGCUAACAGCAGAGAGUCCAGCACUGGCAUGGAGCCAGUGAAUGUCAGAGUACCCACUGCAAAGUACACCAAGGUGGGCGAGACUUUGAGGCAUGUCAUCCCAGGACAUAUGCAGUGCUCCAUGGCAUGUGGUGGUCGAGCGUGCAAAUACGAAAACCCCUCUCGCUGGAGCGACAAAGAACAAGCCAUCAAAGGACUGUACUCCUCCUGGAUAACUGAUAAUCUGUUAGCCAUGGCAAGACCUUCAACUGAAAUCAUUGAAAAAUUCAACGUCAUCGAACAGUUUCAUGCGUGUGGCUUAAAGACAAUAAUCAACCUGCAGCGUCCAGGGGAACAUGCCAGCUGCGGCAGCACUCUGGAGCCAGAGAGCGGUUUCACCUAUCGCCCAGAGGUUUUCAUGGAGGCGGGGAUUUAUUUUUAUAACUUUGGCUGGAAGGACUAUGGCGUGGCAUCCUUGACUACUAUCCUUGACAUGGUGAAGGUGAUGUCAUUUGCCAUGCAAGAGGGGAAAAUGGCUAUCCACUGCCAUGCUGGACUUGGCAGAACAGGUGUCUUAAUAGCAUGCUUCUUAGUAUUCACAUCCCGGAUGAGUGCAGAUCAGGCCAUUUUGUUUGUUAGAGCUAAACGUCCAAAUUCCAUUCAGACUCGUGGCCAACUGUUGUGUGUGCGAGAGGUCGCCCAGUUCCUUGUGCCACUGCGGAGUGUAUUCCCGUGUGCCGAGCCCAAAGCUCACAUGGUCACGUUGUCUCAGUACCUGACUCGUCAGCGGCACCUGCUGCACGGCUAUGAAGCACGUCUCAUGAAGAACGUGCCAAAGAUCGUACACCUGGUCUGCAGGCUCCUACUGGACAUAGCAGAGAACCGGCAAACGGUGGAAGAGGAGGUGUUGGACAUCCCGGACCUCACAGAGGAAGUGGAGAAGACUGUCUCGCUGCAAGCCCUAAAGCAGUUAGGGAAGGAGAUGAGGGGGAAAGGAAUUCCCAUAUCCUCACCUCACUCUCCCGACCAACCCAGCUUGCUUCUUAAAGAAAGCCAGUGUGAUCCACCUCAUGACCGGCCACUCUGUAGCGACCAGGAAUUUGAUGUGCUUUGGAGAUGGCCGACGGUAGACAAUACCUACAAGUCUCAGCUCAUCUUGAGGAAAUGCUUUAGCUAUAGCGACUCCGCCUUGCACAAACUGGAUUCCACGGUGCAGGUACUACAGAGUCCCCAGAAUGCUCUUGGCUGCAAAUCUGGGUUAAACUUUACAGAGGUUUAUGGGUCGCAGAGCAGAUUAGCUACACAAACCCCUGACCUUCUGCCAUCCCCGUUGACAUCCGAAAUCAACAGCAGUCCCAAACAUGGCUCUUUAACUGGUUCCUGUAGCUCCCUGGUACAAUCCAAAAAAGUUGAAGGCCAAGCAUCCUGCUCUCCUGUCUCCAUAAAACGGGUACCUCUGAAGGAGGCAAAGCGCAGCAUGUCUUAUGGGUUUUUAGGGAGGACCAGUGACAGCAUGUUUUCAAUGCGUCAAGGUGGCAAAAGUCACCCCAGCCCUAAUGAAAACACAACCUCUGAUGUCACACAACAGUUGACAGAUGUUCCUACGCUGACGCUUCAAAGUGAACUCCCACCUGAGACUCGUCGACUGUUUGUGGCCAAAGCUCUGACGAUGGACAUCGAUGGAGAUGACCUCAGGAACACAGUCUCAAUGUGGCAGACAGAGCUGAACUCCCGUGAAGGUGCAUGGGAGAGGUUGUGCACCGAGAGAGAUCCUGUGGUGCUCUCCACGCUCAUGUGGUCUUGGCUAGAACAACUCAAGGAGCCAAUCAUCACAAAAGAGGAUGUGGAGACUUUGGCUGGAAACAGAUUCAAUCCCCAACAUGCUCUGAAUUCACUGGACAAGGGACAAAAACAGACCCUUCUGUGUAUUCUUGACUGUGUUGCUCAUUUGCUUAAAAUACCAGAAGAGGUUGAGAAUGCCUUUUUUGAACGUACAAUCAAAGCAUUCACUUGGAUUUCCUCAGAUUCGGAGAACGGACAGUUAAUCUGUAAGACUCUGAAAGACGUCAUGAUUCCUGUACUCCAUGAUUUGAGAACAAAAGCAAUGGAGGAGCUUGACCUGACCUGCCACUGUUCCCAUGUACCCUGAUCAAGAUGGUGGGAAACUGAAAUCUGGAGUCUACUGUAAUUUUGUAGUUGAAAAAGAAAGACACAAACUAACAGAUUUACUGUUUUUUUCUGUUUGACUACUCAUUAAAAAAAUGUAUUUUGUUGUCUUUUGAGAGAACAAUAAUUACUGCCAUACAUGAAUGUGCCACAAGGUUUUGUUAGGCUAUUUUUCUAAUUGGUUUUUCUUAAUAGUUUAUUUUUGAUACACAAUAUUUAUUAGCUAACUGAGGAAACUAUUUAUUAAUAAGUAUGUCAUGUAUUUAUUUUUAUGCUUUUGUUUGGCUCUA